Molecule: messenger RNA, 1818 nt
Organism: Epinephelus moara (kelp grouper)
Lineage: Eukaryota; Metazoa; Chordata; Actinopteri; Perciformes; Serranidae
Gene: fgg
Product: fibrinogen gamma chain
Exons: 9
Coding region: 50-1345 (431 amino acids)
Biological process (GO): blood coagulation; platelet activation; protein polymerization
Cellular component (GO): fibrinogen complex
Molecular function (GO): signaling receptor binding
Source: RefSeq, a predicted model, not a curated record
CUCUUCAUUCUCCAAAUAGGACAAGACCACAGCUGGUGGCCCAAGCAACAUGGCUCCAUCUCCUCUAGCAGCCGCAGGAGGACUUCUGUUACUUUUCUCCUUGGCAUCAGCACAAACCAGAGGAGACAGCAGUGGAUCAUGCACCAUACAUGAUGACUUUGGAAAGUACUGUCCUACAACAUGUGGAGUGGCUGAUUACAUGUUUAGGUAUCUGCCAGGGGUGGAAAGGGAUUUGGAUGAUAUGCAGGAGCAGCUGGACACAAUUGCCAAUUUGACCCAGGGGGCCGAAGAACAAGUCGUCUACAUGAAAGAUUCUGCUUCUUCAGUUCAAAAGAGCUCCCAGCCAGACGCACAAUUCAAAAAGGCAUCAAAUUUGCUCGAUGAUGUUCUUCGAUUUGAAAAGACUAUCAUCGCACAGGAGCAGCAAAUAUUUGAGCUUCAGAGUUUAAUGGCAUCCAACGAGAGGAGAAUGGCAGACUUAAAACAACUCUCCAUUCAGCUGCAGCAGAAAUGCAGCGAGCCCUGCAAAGACGAGGUUGAGAUUCAGACCCACACAGGAACAGACUGCCAGGAUGUUGCAAACAAAGGUGCCACCACUAGUGGUCUUUAUUAUAUAAAGCCAGGGACGGCCACUGAGCAGUUCCUGGUCUACUGUGAGAUCGACAACUUUGGACGUGGCUUCACGGUGAUACAAAGGAGACGCGACGGCAGCGUGGACUUCCACAAGGACUGGGUUCAGUACAGGGAAGGCUUUGGUUACCUCUCGCCAGACGACACCACAGAGUUCUGGCUCGGUAACGAGAAGAUCCACCUCCUGACGGCCGCUACGACCAUCCCAACCGUGCUGAGGAUAGAGCUUGUUGACUGGGACGGCAACAAAAGGUAUGCUGACUACAACAUGUUCAGAGUCGGGCCAGAGAUCGAUAGUUACCGUAUGACAUACGGCUACUACUUUGGCGGUGAUGCUGGAGAUGCUUUCGAUGGCUUUAACUUUGGCGAUGAUCCCAGCGACAAGUUCUUCACCGCUCACAACGGCAUGCAGUUCAGCACCCACGACAAGGACAAUGACAAGUACGACGGCAACUGUGCUCAGCAGGACGGCUCCGGCUGGUGGAUGAACAGAUGUCAUGCUGCACAUUUGAACGGCAAAUACUACCAGGGUGGCAGGUACACAGAAAAGGACGCAGGUGAAUUCGGCUACGACAACGGCAUCAUUUGGGUCACAUGGCACAACCGCUGGUACUCCCUGAAGGAGACCACCAUGAAGCUCAUUCCCCUCAGCCGCAUCACAACAGGCGGACAGCAAGUUGGGGUGAAAGAGUUUGGCGGACUUGGAGAUUCUUAAAAAAAAGUAGACUAACAUGCUUGUGGUGUGUGUAAGCUGCAGUUAAGGUGUUCAGCACAACAGCAAUGAGCCCUCCUUAAAUGAAAUAACAUGCUCCAGUGGAAAAUUUCUGACUUUAUGAUGUGUGAUGCGUGCGUGUUUUGCAGACCUGACCCAGCAGGACACUGAUGCUCACAUUUUCCUUUCCCUUCCUCAGUGUUGUUUUGAGCACUAAAUAAAUGUCUUCUCUUCACCAAACAUGGUCAGUACUUCAUUGGGCAGUAAUCAUUUGGACUACAUAUGGCAAGCAUCUGUUUUGUAAAACAAUGUGGAGAUUAGACAAAAGCACACAGUUAAAAGAAAUAUACAAGAAAGCUAACAUAACAUACAUGUUUGAACUGACUAAAUGUUCACCACGUGACCACAAAUACACCUGUAUGUGACAGACAAACUUAAUACACCAACUCAAGACAAAUAAAACCAUUUCAAAUGAA